AUGCCGCGUAUUCUCGCGGGAUUGACAUUUCUCGGGGCUGUGGCGAAUGCCACUGUCCCAACUGUGGAGGUGGCUGCAGGAGUUUACAUGCCCAUGAUCGCCUUCGGAAGCUAUCGUGGGUCCCUCACGAACUGCAGCGUGCAAGAGGGCAUUCAACAGUGGCUCCAACUUGGGGGGCGCCAUAUCGACACUGCCCACGAUUACGGCACAGAGCCAGAUGUGGGAGCGGCGAUCAAGGCUUCCGGUGUUGAGCGAAAGGAGAUUUUCCUUACGACCAAAAUUCCCGGUCCAAUUGGACGUGGAGCUGUCAAGGAUAUGGUGAUGAACCAAACCUUGCAGAAGUUGGGCGUCGAUUACAUCGAUUUGGUGCUGAUCCAUUUUCCGUGUGUAAACAUGUCUGACUUCCCGAACAAGUGCGGGGAGCAGCACCAGCAGGAACGUUUGGACACCUGGCGUGGCCUCAGCGAACUUCGUGCGAUGGGAAAGGUGCGUGCGAUCGGCGUGAGCAACUACAAUGCGGAACAAGUUGCCGAAGUUGUUGCUGAGUUCAAGGAGGCACCUGCAGUCAAUCAGGUUCAGUGGCAUCUCGCCUACCACAAUGAGACGCUUCGCCUGGCCAUGCGCAAACUUGGCACAACCAUAGAGGCUUGGGCAUCCCUGGCAGGGCCAACUUCAGCGGGCGUGCCUGCCAUUUCCUUGGGCGAUGCUCGGCUAAAGGCGCUGGCGCAGCGCUACAACCGGAGCAGCGCCCAGGUCGAGCUGCGUUGGGAAACGCAGAACGGCAUUGUGCCGGUCACAGCUUCUUGCUCAAAGGAUCAUGCGGUUGGUGAUUUGGAAUCGUUCAACUUUGCAUUGUCAGAUGAGGAUAUCAAGUAUCUGGAUGCGCUGGCGCCGGCAAGCGAGGAGUUCAUCGUUUAA
Molecule: messenger RNA, 918 nt
Organism: Symbiodinium sp. CCMP2456
Lineage: Eukaryota; Dinophyceae; Suessiales; Symbiodiniaceae
Source: the annotation of a GenBank genome assembly